AAAGGUGGGGAAUGCGAAUUCCGGGAAACAUGUUGCGAUACCUUGACGUUUACUUACUCAGUCGCAAAUCGACGCGUCGCAGGUAUACAUCCACGUGUUUUACUCAGGUGUCAAAGACAGGUCUCAUCCAAUCGGCGGCGAUCGAGCCAGCAAAAUCAUCUCGCUGAUAAGAUAAUCUCUGUUCUCGACUGACAUAUCCCAUCUUAUUUACGGACUUUUUAUUGAUAUUGACAGGCAACACCCUUUGAGCGACAUGGUUGGAAUGACACAGAAACCUUGGACACCCACGAAAAGACGAGGCCCGAUUGCCGCCGAAUAUAGCAGCCCAGGGCCAGCCUGUGUAACUCUACCACCGUUAAUCGGAAAAACAGUUCCAGAUUCUAAACGAGAAAGAGCACCAGCAUUUUCCUUUGGUAGCAGACAUACGAUGAAGAAUAAUAGCCCUGGACCAGGCCCUGGACAAUACAAUGUUUCCGGACUUAGUGCAAAAGGAAAGGAUGCUGCACCCGCCUUGUCGCUGCACGGCCGAACGAAAUCGACGAAACCGGAAAUUACACCGGCACCAGGCGAUUACAAUCCACAAAAAGCGCAAAAAGUAAUUCUAGAUAGCUCGCCUAAAUAUUCCUUUGGUGUUAAAACGCAACUCGAGAAAAUCAGUUGUACACCCGCACCGAGCGACUAUCGCGCUGAAAUCGUGAAUCUCUACUAUAAAGCAGCAGCAGCGUUCACUUUUGGCGUAAAAGCUGCAUUGAAAAGACCAAGUGAUAUUCCCGUGUGUCUAGCUCCAGGUACUUAUCAUCCCGAGAAAACGAGACUGGACAGUACACCGCAGUUCACGUUCGGACUUAGAACAUCGCUCGAUAAACCGAGCGACACACCAGCACCUGGGACGUACAGCCCAGAGAAAGUAAACCUGGAAAAAGGUCCGCAGUAUAGUUUGACCGGCAAAGCUCGGGUUGAAAAAUGUAAUGGAACACCAGCGCCAGGCACGUAUUGUCCCGAAAAGGUGAGGCUGGACCCAUCACCACAGUUCAGUUUCGGAUUAAGACCCGCUGUGGAGAAACAGAAUGAUACACCAGCGCCUGGUACUUAUAGUCCCGAAAAGGUGAAUCUAAAUAAAGGACCUCAGUACAGCUUAAGCGGUAAGGGAUCUACCGAGAAACCCACCGAUACACCAGCGCCUGGAACAUAUAGUCCUGAGAAAGUUAAAUUGGAUAGCACACCGCAAUACAGUUUCGGAAUUAGGCCACCUCUGGAGAAAUCCAGUGAUACUCCGGCACCAGGUACUUACAGUCCAGAGAAGGUAAAUUUGGAUAAAGGGCCACAGUACAGUUUGACUGGCAAGGGAUCCGCCGAGAAGCCCGCGGAUACACCAGCGCCUGGCGCAUAUUCCCCAGAAAAAGUCAGAUUGGAUAAUACACCGCGAUACAGUUUCGGGAUUAGACACGCCCCAGAGAAAACCAGCGAUACACCAGCGCCUGGUACUUAUAGUCCAGAGAAGGUAAAUUUAGAUAAAGGUCCACAAUACAGUUUAACUGGCAAGGGACCCGCCGAAAAACUCGCAGAUACACCAGCACCUGGUACGUACUCGCCCGAGAAAGUAAGAUUGGAUAAUACGCCGCAAUACAGUUUUGGUCUGAGACCCCUCUUGGACAAGUCUAGUGAUACGCCAGCACCUGGAACUUACAGCCCAGAAAAAGUGAAUUUGGAUAAAGGACCGCAAUACAGCUUAACCGGGAAACGAUUUGUUGAGAAACCUGCCGAUACACCAGCGCCUGGCGCGUAUUCACCUGAAAAAGUGAAAUUGGAUAUCACGCCAAAAUACAGUUUUGGACUUAGAACGUCUCUCGAUAAACCCAGCGAUACGCCAGCGCCUGGUGCUUAUAGUCCAGAGAAGGUAAAUUUGGAUAAAGGGCCGCAAUACAGUUUGACUGGCAAAGGAUUCACACCGAAGCCUAACGACGUUCCCGCGCCUGGUACGUACAGUCCCGAGAAAGUAAACUUGGACAAGGGACCGCAAUACAGUUUGACCGGGAGAGGAACACCGGAAAAAUUGAGCGACAACCCAGGCCCCGCUGAUUACAAACCAGAGAAAGCUCUAAAUCUGGAACAUAAACCUUAUUACAGUUUUGGUAUUAGAAAACCUUUGGAUAAACCUAGAGAUACACCAGGCCCUGCCGAUUAUACUCCGGAGAAAGCUCUAAAUCUGGAACAUAAACACUAUUUCAGUUUUAGUAAUAGAAAACCCCUCCAUAAGACUCGCGAUACACCAGGCCCUGGUAGUUACAAUCCAGAAAAAGCUCAACAUUUGGAACAUAAACCUUAUUUCAGUUUCGGUAAUAGAAAGCCUUUGCAUAAGUCUAGCGAUACACCAGCUCCCGGUACGUACAGUCCCGAGAAAGUAAACAUAUCUAAAUCGCCGCAAUAUAGUUUUGGCGUUAAAACUGAGAUCCAUGAAAAGGACGCUAUACCAGGUCCCGGCGAAUACAGCCCGGAAAAAGCAAUGCUUUUGUUAGAGAAAGCAUUGCGAUUUACUUUCGGCCUCAGACCACCCAUGAGCAGGCCAGACGGCGUUCCAGCGCCUAAUAUAUAUAACAUCCCCUCCACCCUCGGCGGAACCAAGGAAGGUAACAAGAAAGCAGCGCCCGCCUAUUCGAUAUCCGGUAGGCAAAAAGUCUUUACGGAUGAUCGCGUUUUCGUACCCGGACCGGGUGCGUACGAGGCCGUCAAACCGGACGCGAUUAGAGUGAAAAGUCCGGCAUACAGUAUGAGCGCUCGUUUUCAGUUGCCCGAUGAUCAUUCACAGAUCCCAGGACCUGGAGCACAUUGCCCGGAAAAGGUGCUUCUUGACAUUCCCCCUGCGCACACAUUUGGCAUCAGACACUCUGCAUAUAUUUGUAAUUUAAAGGAUGCAGUUUAUUAAUUUCAUCAAUGAGUGACAACUAUACAUGCAUAAUGAUUUAUUGACUAAGACAUGCUCUCUUGCUUUUUUUUUAAUUGCCUUACAGUAUUUAGUCAGGUCCUGUUCUGUUCUUCUUUUAUGUUUCUAUUUGAUUAUUUUAUUAGCUAUUACUAAUUCUAUAUAUUAAAAAUAUC
Camponotus floridanus (Florida carpenter ant) is the source of this 3096-nucleotide messenger RNA. Its product is annotated as nucleoporin NSP1. NCBI's taxonomy places the organism in Eukaryota, Metazoa, Arthropoda, Insecta, Hymenoptera, Formicidae. Gene Ontology annotation, cellular component: cytoskeleton. Bases 254 to 2923 code for a protein of 889 amino acids. The record is from RefSeq and is a predicted model, not a curated record. The transcript has 26 exons.